AUGUUCGUUCAAGGAACUAAACGAUUGAAGAUGAACGUUUUGUUGACCACUUAUGAAAUAUUACUGAAGGAUAAGGCGUUUUUGGGUGCAUUCGAAUGGGCCGUAUUGGCCGUUGACGAGGCGCAUCGUCUCAAAAACGAUGAGUCGUUACUGUAUCGAUCACUGGCCGACUUCUCAACGAACCAUCGUCUGCUGAUCACCGGAACACCGCUACAGAAUUCAUUGAAAGAGCUCUGGGCACUGCUGCAUUUCAUUAUGCCGAAUAGGUUCAGU
Messenger RNA from Anisakis simplex (herring worm), 273 nucleotides. NCBI's taxonomy places the organism in Eukaryota, Metazoa, Nematoda, Chromadorea, Rhabditida, Anisakidae. The record is from the annotation of a GenBank genome assembly.